AUGACUGUAGAGAAUAAACAUCUAAAAAAUGUUAGACAAACUAGUUAUCUUACUAAUUGUAGGAAAUUACAAAUUGCUGUAGAAAUUCUUGCUUGUGCAUGUGAGAAUUUCAUUAAUGAACUUUUUGAAGACAAGGAACUUAAAGAUCAAAUCAUAUAUAUUGUUCAUAUAAUUUUUACAUAUAUUACAUUUUAUAAAGCAAUAAUUAGUUCAAAAUAUUUAUAUUAUAUUGGACUAGGUCUAACACAAGAACAAUCAGUUGUGAUUCAAAGAUAG
This is a messenger RNA of Funneliformis caledonium, 276 nucleotides long. The record is from the annotation of a GenBank genome assembly. NCBI's taxonomy places the organism in Eukaryota, Fungi, Glomeromycota, Glomeromycetes, Glomerales, Glomeraceae.